Oryzias melastigma (Indian medaka) is the source of this 2585-nucleotide messenger RNA. RefSeq lists its product as uncharacterized. The record is from RefSeq and is a predicted model, not a curated record. Gene Ontology annotation, molecular function: transmembrane signaling receptor activity. The coding region runs from base 1 to 2094 and encodes 697 amino acids. Gene Ontology annotation, biological process: cell surface receptor signaling pathway. NCBI's taxonomy places the organism in Eukaryota, Metazoa, Chordata, Actinopteri, Beloniformes, Adrianichthyidae. The transcript has 12 exons.
AUGAAACGUAAGGUGAAAGUAGAAGUGUCAAAGGCCAAACAAGGGGAUAAUGAUGAGUUUUAUGCUAGGUCAAGUAGUAAAGAGGGAGAGACAGACCUGUACAGAUUACCAAGAAAGAGAGACCGAGAUGGGAAGGACAUGCAGCAGGUUAGGGUGAUCAAGAAUAGGGAUGACAGGCCUGUUGCCAAACUGACAGCAGGAACAACAACUGUGUCAGUAGGAGACAGAGUGACACUGAGCUGCUCUGUGGAUGAAUCUGCUGGUUGGAAAUAUGAGUGGUUCAGAAGAACCUCAUAUUUAUCUGAAUACAGAAUAAAUGAUGGAGAAAAUGGAGAAAUCAGAGUCUUACAAGGAGGAAUCUACAGCUGCAGAGGAUUUAGAGGAGAACCAGCCUUCUACUCUGAUAGAAGUGAUGAAGUCAACAUUCAGAUAACCUUUUCCAACAAAGUCAUUGCGACACAGAAACCCAGCUGGUCUCAGAUGUUCAGAGGAGAGACGAUCACUCUGACAUGUGAGGUUCAGGGAGGAGAAGGAGUUCAGUGGGAGUAUGAAUGGAGAACUCCUCAGUCACAGACAUUCAAGACAAACAAUAAAGACUGGACUAUCACAGCUUCCAUCAGUGGAGAAUACAGCUGUAAGAGCAGAUCCAGAUAUGAUUCAUACUCUUCAACAAACUGGAGUGAAGCUGUCAGGUUACAUGUUUUAGCAUACAAACCAAAGGCUGAACUGAAGAUCACAAAGUCUCCAGUAGGGGACAGAGUGACCCUUAAAUGUUCAGUGAAACCUUCAUCAUCUGGUUGGAGUUUCUUCUGGUUCAGAGAAGAGCAAUCCUCCAAACUGCUGACCAAACAAGAUGCUGUUUUCCUUUCAAAUGGACAAAUCAGAGUCUCACAGGAAGGAGUUUACAGAUGCAGAGGAGGAAGAGGAGAACCAGUUUAUCUCUCAGACUUCAGUGACCCAAUCACCAUUGGUGAACCAGAGCCAGAACCCGAACCUGUCCUGAGAGUGUCUCCACGGUGGUUGAGUCCUGGAUCCUCAGUGACUCUGAGCUGUCAGGUUGAACAUGAGUCUGCAGGAUGGAGCUUCUACUGGUAUAAAGCUGUUCCUGAUCUAUCACACAAGUCUGGCUCUUACAGCUAUGAGCUGCUGCCUGCUAGCUCCAAUGGGACUGCAGACAACUCCUACAUCAUUCAUGGACAGACACACACAGCAGGAUAUGUGUGCAGAGCUGGAAGAGGAGAGCCACACGUCUACACUCUUUACAGUCAACCUCACUUUGUCUGGUCUGGAGAUCUUCAUCCAUCAGCGUCUCUCUCAGUGAGUCCUGACAGAGUCCAACACUUCACCUCUGACUCUGUCUCUCUGACCUGUGAGGGAAACUCUGCUGAGUGGAGAGUUAGCAGCUUUCUGCUUCCUGACUUGCUGUCCUUCUGUUCUGACUGGGGAACAAUGAAUGGAUCAACAUGUCAUGUUCAGAAGAUCCAGUCCAGUAAUGCAGUGUUCUGGUGUGAGUCUGGAUCAGCAUUCAGCAACGCAGUCAACAUCACUGGACACAAUGAUGAUCUGAUCCUGCUGAGUCCUGUCCAUCCUGUGACUGAGGGACAUUCUGUUACUCUUGGCUGCAAGUGGAGGACAGAAAAUCUUCUUUCUAAAGUGUUUUUCUAUCAGAAUGACACAUUAAUCCAAAGUGAGAGCAGAGUGGAGAUGAUCAUCCCUGCAGUGUCAAAGUCACAUGAAGGCUUCUACAAGUGUCAGUCCUCAGGAAAAGAAUCUCCACAGAGCUGGUUAGCAGUCAAAUCAUCCAGACCUGACAGCUCUUCAUUUCCUGUUCUGUUGAUUAUUGGAACAGUUUGUGUCUUUUUGCUGAUGAUUUUUCCACUGAUGUUUUAUUUAAAUAAAAAGUCAAAAGAUUCAACCUCCAUCAGCAGGUCUGAUGAGCAAAAUCAGAAUAGAGUUCCAAAUGAGAUUGAUAGUCAACACCAAAGAUAUGCCUCUCUCCUCCAUGGCGAUGUUGCUCCCUAUGAGUCACUCAGAGUCCCUGAAGACACGAGCGGUAAUACAGAAUAUGCCAACAUCGGUAAUCUGAGGUGGUGAAAAAUAAUGAAGAAAAAGGGAGCUGCCAGCUUUUUUACUCGAGAACUCCAAGACCGCAACCUGGAUUUAGACUUCUAUAAACCCAGAAAAACAAAUUUCUUAUCCUUCUGUAGCUGCUGAACAAGACAAAUAAACUGCAAAAACUUUUUCACAUUUUAUUUGAUUUUUAAAAUAGUAUUUGAGUACACACAAUUAUUUGGUACCUGUAGCAACUUUUCUGAACAAGUUUCAUGGCAACACUUACAGAUGUGCAUGAACACACACAUGCACACAGGGGACUAGGUUUUUGGUCCCCACUCCAAAACUGGUCCCCAUUUUGUGACUCUGUAACCAGACAGCUGUACCCACAAUGUCAUAAAUACCAACACACACACAGCUGUUAGUAUUUUUGUAUUAGGCAAUUUUAUUUUGUAAUACCUAUACAAACAACAGUUGUCUUGUUCUGUAGUUAGUUCCAAAUUGCAUUACAUCACAGCAAUAAAUAUUUGAUU